GAACGUCGAUUAUCUAAAAUAAAAAACUAGAGAAGCAAAAUGACACUUUAUUACAGCUUAGUUUUCGGUUUACUCUCUGCUGAAAUCGUCACUUUCUUGGUAUUAGUAGCACCAAUGCCAUUUGCGUUUAAGCAAAAGUUCUUUAAAUUUUUAAGCACAAACCCAUUAGUUGCUAAAUUACAAUACUCCUUGAAGAUUUCUCUCAUAUUCACUUCCAUUCUCUUCUUUGAUGCUGUACAAAGAAUGCUUAGAGUCGUUAAAGAAGGUCAAACAGCCAAAGAGGAACAUGCUUUCACAGAUGUACGCUCAGAAACUAACUUUGCCGCACGCAAGUUUUACUCACAACGUAACGUUUAUCUCACCGGUUUCACCCUCUUUCUCAGCUUAAUUCUUUCACGCGUAUUUGGUAUUAUCAUGGACCUUAUUCAAUCACAAGAAGAAUUGGGUUUGAUGAAGAAAGAUGGCCAAUCAUCAGCUGCUCAAAACUUCAAGAAGCAAAUUGAAGCUAAAGAUCGUGAAAUUGAAAUUCUCAAAAAGCAAUCUACACAAAACAACAAAGCUAUGAACGAACUCGUUGAUAACGCUAAUUCUUCAUCAGGCUCAAAGAAGGAGAAGUAAUAAUGAUACAUUAUGCAAAUAAUUCAGGUGCUUGACUGUUUAC
This is a messenger RNA of Wallemia mellicola CBS 633.66, 661 nucleotides long. RefSeq names its product B-cell receptor-associated 31-like protein. Gene Ontology annotation, biological process: intracellular protein transport; endoplasmic reticulum to Golgi vesicle-mediated transport. The record is from RefSeq and is a predicted model, not a curated record. Gene Ontology annotation, cellular component: endoplasmic reticulum membrane; endoplasmic reticulum. Lineage: Eukaryota; Fungi; Basidiomycota; Wallemiomycetes; Wallemiales; Wallemiaceae. Bases 40 to 618 code for a protein of 192 amino acids. The transcript is spliced from 10 exons.